AUGGGCCAUUUAAUGAUUUUAGCUACCUGCUCUCUUAAUCAAUGGGCUUUGGAUUUUGAAGGCAAUUUAGAACGUAUUUUAGAAAGUAUUCGCGUCGCAAAGCAAAGAGGCGCGACACUUCGCGUCGGUCCGGAACUUGAAAUAACUGGAUACGGGUGUUUUGAUCAUUUUCUUGAAGGUUUAUCAUUUUAUCUAAAUCUUUGUCAGCUAAAUAAUUUACUAAUUCACAUUGACAAUUUGAUAAUGAAUGUGUUCCGAACGAAUCAUAUAGGAGAUACAUAUUUACAUUCUUGGGAAAUGUUAGGCAAAAUAUUACAGUUUGAAGAAGCUAAAGACAUGCUACUUGAUAUUGGGAUGCCAGUGUCUCACAAAAAUGUUAAAUACAAUUGUCGUGUUAUCAUUCAUAAUUGUAAAAUAUUAUUGAUCCGUCCUAAAAUGUUUUUAGCUAACGAUGGCAACUAUCGUGAAAUGAGAUAUUUUACCGCUUGGUCUCCAGCCCAACACGUUGAAGAUUAUUAUCUUCCAAGGAUUAUUAGGAAUAUUACAGGGCAAACUGUAGUUCCCAUUGGCGACGCGGUAGUUUCUACUAUUGACACUUGUGUUGGUGUGGAAUUAUGCGAAGAACUUUUUACACCUAAUAGUCCUCAUAUUAGUAUGGGCUUGGAUGGUGUAGAAAUUAUCACAAAUAGCAGUGGUAGUCAUCAUGAAUUACGCAAACUUUAUAGACGUAUUGAUUUAAUCAAGGAAGCAACGUUGAAGAAUGGAGGCGUUUAUCUCUAUUCUAAUCAACAGGGUUGUGAUGGCGAUCGUCUUUAUUAUGACGGCUGUGCGUUGAUUGCAGUAAAUGGCCAAAUAAUUGCCCAAGGGUCACAAUUUUCCCUUAAGGAUGUGGAAGUUAUCACUGCGACCAUCGACAUAGAAGAUGUUCGCUCAUACCGCGGAAUGAGCAGUAGGGGGAUGCAGGCUGUUAACACAGAUUCAUAUCAACGCAUUGAGGCGCCUAUUACUUUGUCUUCUGAAAAAAUAAAUCGUAAGCCACAUUUUUCUCCUACGAAGCCUAUUCAAGUGCAUUAUCAUAAGCCGGAACAAGAGAUUGCUUACGGACCAGCUUGUUGGCUUUGGGAUUAUCUCCGUCGAUCAAAAACUAGCGGUUAUUUUUUACCUCUUAGUGGAGGAGUAGACAGUUGCGCCACAGCAAUUAUUGUAUAUUCCAUGUGUCGUCUUGUUGUUGAAGCCGCAUCGAAUGGGGAUAAUCAUGUCAUUGUGGAUGCGAGAAGGAUUAUUGGUGAAAAAGAAGGCUCAGAUUAUGUUCCCACAGACCCUAAAGAAUUCGCAAGUCGUGUUUUUCACACAUGCUAUAUGGGCACAGUAAAUUCAAGUAAGGAAACUCGUGAACGAGCAAAAAAGCUUGCCAAUGCUAUAAGCUGUUAUCAUAUUGAUAUGGAUAUGGACAAUAUUGUUUCAUCCGUAUUUACUCUAUUUAAUUUGGUUACAAAUAAGACACCACGAUUUCGAAUCGAUGGUGGUACGGAUGCAGAGAAUUUGGCACUUCAAAAUGUGCAGGCUCGAUUGAGAAUGGUUCUUUCGUAUUUGUUUGCACAACUUUUACCCUGGGUGAGAAACAAGAGUGGAUCAUUACUUGUUCUUGGUAGUUCUAAUGUUGAUGAAUGCGCGGAUAUAAAUCCAAUUGGUGCUAUAAGCAAAAAUGAUUUGCGUAAAUUUAUCGAUUAUGCAAAAAACGAAUUCGGCAUUCCGAUUCUGGAUGAGUUUCUUAAAGCAACACCAACAGCAGAACUUGAACCAAUCACUCAUGAAUAUAUUCAAGCUGAUGAGGUUGAUAUGGGUAUGACAUAUGAUGAGUUGUCGAUUUUUGGUAAAUUGCGCAAGAUUGAACAUUGUGGGCCAUUUUCAAUGUUUUCGAAACUUGUUCAUGAAUGGGGAACAGAACUGAGGCCGACUGAGACAUCAUUUAUUGAAAAGGUUGCUGCCAAAGUCAAACGAUUCUUCUACUAUUAUUCUAUAAAUCGACAUAAAAUGACUACACUUACGCCAUCAUAUCACGCAGAAGCGUAUAGUCCUGAUGAUAAUAGAUUUGACUUAAGGCCGUUUUUAUACAAUACGGCUUGGAGUUGGCAAUUUAAAAAGAUUGAUGCACUCUCUAACGAAAUGGAAGAAUGA
Messenger RNA from Dentiscutata erythropus, 2178 nucleotides. The record is from the annotation of a GenBank genome assembly. Lineage: Eukaryota; Fungi; Glomeromycota; Glomeromycetes; Diversisporales; Gigasporaceae.